Molecule: messenger RNA, 2880 nt
Organism: Hipposideros armiger (great roundleaf bat)
Lineage: Eukaryota; Metazoa; Chordata; Mammalia; Chiroptera; Hipposideridae
Gene: ZFAND3
Product: zinc finger AN1-type containing 3
Exons: 5
Coding region: 87-704 (205 amino acids)
Molecular function (GO): DNA binding; zinc ion binding
Source: RefSeq, a predicted model, not a curated record
GCCGCCGCCUCCUUCCAGCGGGGCCCAGGCCCAGCCGCCGCCACCGCUGCCGCCGCCGAGCUCCGCCGCCGCCGUCGCCGAGCACCAUGGGAGACGCCGGGAGCGAGCGCAGCAAAGCGCCCAGUCUGCCGCCUCGCUGUCCCUGCGGCUUCUGGGGGUCCAGCAAGACUAUGAACCUCUGUUCCAAAUGCUUUGCUGAUUUUCAAAAGAAACAACCAGACGAUGAUUCCACUCCAAGUACAAGUAACAGCCAAUCAGAUUUGUUUUCCGAAGAGACCACCAGUGACAACAACAAUACCUCGAUAACCACGCCAACUCUUAGUCCCAGCCAGCAGCCGCUUCCGACAGAACUGAAUGUAACUUCACCAAGUAAAGAGGAUUAUUCACAGUCUGAGAAUGAGGAUUCGCCAGUGAAACGGCCACGACUACUGGAGAAUACCGAACGAUCCGAGGAAACCAGCCGAUCUAAACAGAAGAGUCGACGUCGGUGCUUCCAGUGCCAAACCAAACUGGAGCUGGUGCAGCAGGAAUUGGGAUCGUGCCGCUGCGGUUACGUGUUCUGUAUGUUACAUCGCCUCCCCGAGCAGCAUGACUGUACGUUUGACCACAUGGGCCGCGGCCGAGAGGAAGCCAUCAUGAAAAUGGUGAAACUGGACCGGAAAGUGGGGCGCUCCUGCCAGCGCAUUGGGGAGGGGUGCUCCUGAAGCCCAGGCGCGGCCGCCACACGACGCUGUUCUUAGCUCACUAAUGUUAGCCUUAUUUAGGACAAAGUCAGCCAGACACCUUGUACGGGGCACGCGUCAGACUGCAGCCAGCCUGUUUCCUUUCUUUAGCCAGCCAUCCUGGUACUGUAGUUUAGGGGUUGAUGGUGGUUGAAAUUGAUUUCUGGCUGGUUACUAAGGUGCCUGCUAGCCAUUGUAUAAAAUUAAAACAUGAAGAAUAUUUUUUUUUGAGCAUGGCUAGUGGAUUUAAAACAACACAUACCUGUCACUGCUGGAGUCAAACUUAUAAAAAGCCUUAAGCGGAAAGUGUUCCAGACGAGACUGAGUGAUUGGAAGAGCGGAAGCUGAUGUUAACUUCCCACGACGCACAUGGCUUUGCCAGAAACUCUGGUUAAUGUCCGGCCUUUCACCUCUUCGCUUAUCCUUACUCCCAGUAGCCAGGACACCUGAUGGCCACGCGUGCCUUGGCCACAGGAGGCUGCUGAGACGCCCCGUGGCUGGGCUGGGUGGUGGCCUCGCUCUCCCGCAGAGCUGGAAAUGGGGGUGGGGGGCAGGUUCUUAGGAAAGUCUUAUUCAAUUUUUUACCUGACUUGCUAUGAAAAAAACUCUCUCAUCACACGAGAAGAGAAACAAUAACCUCACUUUGAAAAUUAGCUCCACUCAAGACUAGUCCACAUACGAGAGCCACCUUUCUACGCAGGUCAUGAGAAGCGGCCGGGGGUGCCCCCUGACCCACUGGCUCUGGUUUGCUUUUGCCACGUACAGGGAUCUGGCAGUUGAUCAAAUAAGGCUAAUCGCAGCACAGCAGCUGCAGCUGGGGUCUGCAAACUGGCCUCUGCAGCUAGAUUUCUAUAUUGGAGUUUUUUAAAAGACGUUUCAUAGCCAGCAGGAAUCAGUGGUGGACGAGUUGGGGAGCGCCUGGGCAGCUGCUGCCGCAGAUGGGCCUCUUCCCGCAGGAGCCUGCUCGGCCCCCGAGGGGCAGAGGACGAUGGGCCCGACCCCAUGUCUGUGCAGCCCCGCUGUCCAAGGACAACCAGCCCACAUCUACCACUUGGCAAGCUUAGUAAGGGGGCAGCGUGUGUAACAGGACAGCGGGUUGGAUCUGUCCAGGACAGUGGUUCGUGGCCGUGGCCCAGCUCCGGGAUAUUUGCUCUGGCAGGUGGGUAGGAGGGCACGGUGUUCAGCUGUGCCUCUAGAUGCGGGCAAAGAGGAGCUCAGAGGCUGCAGUUGCUCAGGCCAGGUGGGGAGGGUGGCGAUGGGCCUGUGUGUCCAUGUUGGGGAUCAGUCCCAGUCAGGUGGGGUGGGUGGAUAGAUAGGAUCGAGAUUCCCUUGAAUGCGGGGCAGGGGUGAGUGUCCCGGGCCCUGUCUGACCCAGGUUGGUGGCAGUGGACGGCUCCUGCAGAGGCCGUUGGCAUCUGCCCGCCCACAGGCUAGGGCAGUAGUUGAGCCCGGCAACUUGUCCUUGUAUAUCACAAUAAGCACUUCAACCCUGUCUGCAAAUUGAUACCUAUAACUGCAAAUGUGAUUUGAUCCAAAACACUGAAAUAGGAAAUCAUGUUCUUCCCAACCUCCUCCUCCCACCCCACCCCACCCACAGAGUGGAAUCCGCUGCAAAAUCUCCAGCCUUAAUUCUUGCUUCAGGACCCAGACCAGUGUCUUGCUCUAGGGCAGCCCAGGGCAGAGGGGCCGGGCCUGCCCGCGUUUACCACUGUUGUCAAGCCACGGCCCUCCGGCCAGUCCAUGGCCAUCCUCAGUGAGGUGGCGCCCAGGCCCCCGCCACGCUCUAAUCCCCACAGGCCACCCGAGCCCUCCGGCCCUCCUCAGGCCCCACCGGCCUCGGGCAGCGAGAGGAAGCAGGCUCUCUGGGGAGCUGGCCGCACACAGGGCUCCAAGCCCAAGUUCACUUCCUGAUGGUAGAGCUCGGGGGAGGGGGGCUUGUUCCCCUGCAGUUAUCUGUUCUGUGAAGUUUGUUAAAUGUAAGGAAAGCUUAAAUUCUUGUAUCUUUAAAAGAGAAAAUCUUAUUUAACCCUUUUGUGUUCUAGAUUUACUUACACACAUAGCCUAGAGCUCAGUUUUAGUUUUAACAUUGUGAAAAUAUUAAAAGAAUCUUGUAACUUUAUUCUUUUUUCUCCUGCUGAAAAAAAAUUAAACCAAUCGU